Molecule: messenger RNA, 6061 nt
Organism: Entrophospora sp. SA101
Lineage: Eukaryota; Fungi; Glomeromycota; Glomeromycetes; Entrophosporales; Entrophosporaceae
Source: the annotation of a GenBank genome assembly
AUGGAGAGUGGAUAUAGAAGCAUUCAAGGAUUAAAACCAUUAAAGGCAUUGAAUAUGGACAGGGAACUGAUUCCAUACCAUACAGAAAAGGAAAUAGAAUGGAAUCUUAAUUUUUUGAAGACAAAGCUUGAUGUGGAUAGUCCUUUUGUAGAAACAGAUACAAAUCUUUAUGGUUCCAUAAGAGAAUCCUUGGAGAGUGUCAGCCUUUCUGAUCUUACAUGGCGAGAUCCACUGGUGAGUAUGGUUAUCAAUGAUGACUCUGAUAUAGUAAUGAAUUUGAGAAAUAGGCAGAAGGAACCAUGUGAAAAUAUGAGAUGUGAUAUGUUGGUUUCAAUUACCUCCAAGUGUGAUGAGUUUGUGGAGCACUUUGAUGAUUUGGAUAUUUCAAGGAAUAAUAAGAAUAUUUUUCACAAUAAAACAUUGAAAGAGGAUGAAACCAAACUGGCAAAAAGAACUGAACGUAUUCUAAACAUAUGCUACCUUGGUCCUCAAAGCUCUAAAAAAAGACAAAAAUAUGCCCGCCCUCAUAUUGAAUGGAAUCAGGCAGAUUUCAACGAUGUUCCCACUUCUCCGAGUUCUCGAAAUGGCAUUGCAGGCCAAAACAAGGGUGAAAUUAUCACAAAUCUUAUGGCAAAUGGUGCAAGAAACCAUAAUAAUGUUGUAUUUAUAUUCCAAAAUGGCACUGCCAUUGGAGCAUGGGUUGGGCAAUCAAUCAACCAGGCAUUCCAAAUGUCUGCACUUCAGUCACCAGAAUUAACCAGAUUAUUAUUGAAUGUGAUGAAUGUGACACAUGCACACCCUCAACAUUUGAUAUUGAGAACUUUUCAUAUUGUUUUGGCUUUUGAUUUCAAACAUAUUAAUAAAGACAAGUUAUCAUCAUCAGGUCUUGUUCCUUAUCUACGUAAAUUACAUUCAACUCAAGGUCAUUUAGUAAAGCCUGGAGGACCACUUUUUGAGAAUACUAUUUCUGUGACAGAUCCUCUGAUUAUAAAAUCAACAUUAUCAAUAGGUGAUAGACCUAAUUUUUUGUUCAAAUUUUUGGAACCAAUGUUUGGGCAAGAUAAUUUACAAAUAUUUGAAGCUGAUAGAGCUGCCAAAUUUUCUUUUCCUGGAGUAGAUGAUUUGGCACAUUCUGCAGAUUUCAACGAUGUUCCCACUUCUCCGAGUUCUCGAAAUGGCAUUGCAGGCCAAAACAAGGGUGAAAUUAUCACAAAUCUUAUGGCAAAUGGUGCAAGAAACCAUAAUAAUGUUGUAUUUAUAUUCCAAAAUGGCACUGCCAUUGGAGCAUGGGCAUUCCAAACGUCUGCACUUCAGUCACCAGGAUUAACCGGAUUAUUGAAUGUGAUGAAUGUGACACAUGCACACCCUCAACCGCAUUCGAUAUUGAGUACUUUUCAUAUUGCUUUUAAUAGUUAUACUGCAAGGGCGGAUGAUGUACGUGAUUGGGAAAAUGUUCUAGCUAAAUAUAAUCGACUUUCUACUAUUGGUGUUAUAAUAGCACCGUCUAAAAAUAAUUUUACUUUUGAAGCAAAAAAAGAAGCCAAAGCAUCUGGUCACAAUAUUAUCCUGACAGAUAAAUUUAAUGUUGGUCCAGAUGUAGAAUUGUUCGUUGACAGAAUCUCUAACAGCAGCAUUAACAAUUAUAACAACUUUUUAAAAAGACAUGUUGAAAAUUUAGAAUUAGGCAACUCGCAAAAUGAGUUACUUCAACAAGUAUUUCAACUGAACAAAAGCACAUCAGCUUCAGCUCAACGAAAUAAAUCAGCUCGACAAAAUGAAAGUGAAUUAGCUCAACAAAAUGAUUUGGCCCAACCUAAACUACCAACCCAAUCAUCUGCUCCAAAUAAAAUGGAAGAUGAUCUUAGUGAACUCGAACUCGAACCAUUAAAAAAGAAAAGAUCUAGACAACCUAAAUCAUCCACUUUAAAUAAAAAGAAAGAUGAUAACGGCGAACUUGAAGAUGACUCUAAACUACCAGCGAAAAAAAGAUCUAGACAAACCAAAUCAUCUACUCCAAAUAAAAAUAAAGUUGAUAGUGAUGAACUUGGUACAAAAAAGAGACCUAAACAAACUAAAUCAUCUGCAAAAAAAAAGAACGAUGAGGAUAUUAUUGAUAGUGAUGAACUUGGUGAACUUGAAGAUGACUCUAAACCGCCAGCAAAAAAAAGAUCCAGACAAACUAAAUCAUCUACUCCGAAGAAAAAGAAUGACGAAGAUAUUAUUGAUGGUGGUGAACUUGAAGACGAUCUUAAACCAUCAACAAAAAAGAGACCUAAACAAAUUAAAUCAUCUCCUACUAAAAAAAAGAAUGAAGAAGAUAUCAUUAAUAGUGAUGAACUUGGUGAACUUGAAGAUGACUCUAAACCACCAGCAAAAAAAAGAUCCAGACAAACCAAAUCAUCUACCCCAAAGAAAAAGCAUGACAAAGAUAUUAUUGAUGGUGGUGAACUUGAAGACAACACUAAACCAUCAUCAAAAAAAAGACCUAAACAAACUAAAUCAUCUCCUACUAAGAAAAAGAAUGAUGAAGAUAUCAUUAAUAGUGAUGAACUUAGUGAAGUCGAAGACGAUCCUUUACCAUUAAAAAAGAAAAGAUCUGGACAAACUAAAUCAUUUACUCCAAAGAAAAAAAAUGACGAAGAUAUUAUUGAUAGUGAUGAGCUCGGCGAAUUUGAAGACGACCCUAAAUCAUCAAUGAUGGAAGGAUCUGGACAAACUGAAUCAUCUACUCCGAAUAAAAAGAAUGACGAUAGUGAUGAACUUAGUGAAGUCGAAGACGAUCCUAUACCAUUAAAAAAGAAAAGAUCUGGACAAACUAAAUCAUCUACUCCAAAGAAAAAAAAUGAAGAAGAUAUUAUUGAUAGUGACGAACUUGGUGAAUUUGAAGACAACCCUAAAUCAUCAAUAAAGGAAGGAUCUGGACAAACUGAAUCAUCUAUUCCAAAUAAAAAGAAUGACGAUAGCGAUGAACUUAGUGAAGUCGAAGAUGAUCCUAUACCAUUAAAAAAGAAAAGAUCUGGACAAACUAAAUCAUCUACUCCAAAGAAAAAGAAUGAUGGUGAUAAACUUGAAGACAAUCCUAAACCAUCAACGAAAAAAAAGCCUCGAAAAAAUAAUGACAAAUCAUCAAACAACAAUAAAGAAGAAAUAACAAUUAAAAAUUUGAAAUCCUUUAUUGUAAAAUGUGGAGUUCGUAAAAUCUGGUCCAAAGAAUUGGCAGGAUGUGAUGAUACAAAAAGUCAAAUUAAGAAAUUAAAAAAAAUUCUCGUGGAAUUAGGGGUGGAGGGACGACCAACAAACGAAAAAUGUAAGAUAGUAAAAAAUCAUCGUGAUCUAGAAGCAGAAUUGAAAUCAAUGGAUAUUGACAACAUUAUUUCUGAUGAUGUUAAAGAAUCAAGGAAAGCACGAGCGUCUAUGGGAACAUUUAAUCAUACUGACAUUAAAAAACUUGCAAAAAAAAGCAAGACAAGUAUCUACCUUGGUCCUCAAAGCUCUAAAAAAAGACAAAAAUAUGCCCGCCCUCAUAUUGAAUGGAAUCAGGCAGAUUUCAACGAUGUUCCCACUUCUCCGAGUUCUCGAAAUGGCAUUGCAGGCCAAAACAAGGGUGAAAUUAUCACAAAUCUUAUGGCAAAUGGUGCAAGAAACCAUAAUAAUGUUGUAUUUAUAUUCCAAAAUGGCACUGCCAUUGGAGCAUGGGCAUUCCAAACGUCUGCACUUCAGUCACCAGGAUUAACCGGAUUAUUGAAUGUGAUGAAUGUGACACAUGCACACCCUCAACCGCAUUCGAUAUUGAGUACUUUUCAUAUUGCUUUUAAUAGUUAUACUGCAAGGGCGGAUGAUGUACGUGAUUGGGAAAAUGUUCUAGCUAAAUAUAAUCGACUUUCUACUAUUGGUGUUAUAAUAGCACCGUCUAAAAAUAAUUUUACUUUUGAAGCAAAAAAAGAAGCCAAAGCAUCUGGUCACAAUAUUAUCCUGACAGAUAAAUUUAAUGUUGGUCCAGAUGUAGAAUUGUUCGUUGACAGAAUCUCUAACAGCAGCAUUAACAAUUGGGCGGAUGAUGUACGUGAUUGGGAAAAUGUUCUAGCUAAAUAUAAUCGACUUUCUACUAUUGGUGUUAUAAUAGCACCGUCUAAAAAUAAUUUUACUUUUGAAGCAAAAAAAGAAGCCAAAGCAUCUGGUCACAAUAUUAUCCUGACAGAUAAAUUUAAUGUUGGUCCAGAUGUAGAAUUGUUCGUUGACAGAAUCUCUAACAGCAGCAUUAACAAUUAUAACAACUUUUUAAAAAGACAUGUUGAAAAUUUAGAAUUAGGCAACUCGCAAAAUGAGUUACUUCAACAAGUAUUUCAACUGAACAAAAGCACAUCAGCUUCAGCUCAACGAAAUAAAUCAGCUCGACAAAAUGAAAGUGAAUUAGCUCAACAAAAUGAUUUGGCCCAACCUAAACUACCAACCCAAUCAUCUGCUCCAAAUAAAAUGGAAGAUGAUCUUAGUGAACUCGAACUCGAACCAUUAAAAAAGAAAAGAUCUAGACAACCUAAAUCAUCCACUUUAAAUAAAAAGAAAGAUGAUAACGGCGAACUUGAAGAUGACUCUAAACUACCAGCGAAAAAAAGAUCUAGACAAACCAAAUCAUCUACUCCAAAUAAAAAUAAAGUUGAUAGUGAUGAACUUGGUACAAAAAAGAGACCUAAACAAACUAAAUCAUCUGCAAAAAAAAAGAACGAUGAGGAUAUUAUUGAUAGUGAUGAACUUGGUGAACUUGAAGAUGACUCUAAACCGCCAGCAAAAAAAAGAUCCAGACAAACUAAAUCAUCUACUCCGAAGAAAAAGAAUGACGAAGAUAUUAUUGAUGGUGGUGAACUUGAAGACGAUCUUAAACCAUCAACAAAAAAGAGACCUAAACAAAUUAAAUCAUCUCCUACUAAAAAAAAGAAUGAAGAAGAUAUCAUUAAUAGUGAUGAACUUGGUGAACUUGAAGAUGACUCUAAACCACCAGCAAAAAAAAGAUCCAGACAAACCAAAUCAUCUACCCCAAAGAAAAAGCAUGACAAAGAUAUUAUUGAUGGUGGUGAACUUGAAGACAACACUAAACCAUCAUCAAAAAAAAGACCUAAACAAACUAAAUCAUCUCCUACUAAGAAAAAGAAUGAUGAAGAUAUCAUUAAUAGUGAUGAACUUAGUGAAGUCGAAGACGAUCCUUUACCAUUAAAAAAGAAAAGAUCUGGACAAACUAAAUCAUUUACUCCAAAGAAAAAAAAUGACGAAGAUAUUAUUGAUAGUGAUGAGCUCGGCGAAUUUGAAGACGACCCUAAAUCAUCAAUGAUGGAAGGAUCUGGACAAACUGAAUCAUCUACUCCGAAUAAAAAGAAUGACGAUAGUGAUGAACUUAGUGAAGUCGAAGACGAUCCUAUACCAUUAAAAAAGAAAAGAUCUGGACAAACUAAAUCAUCUACUCCAAAGAAAAAAAAUGAAGAAGAUAUUAUUGAUAGUGACGAACUUGGUGAAUUUGAAGACAACCCUAAAUCAUCAAUAAAGGAAGGAUCUGGACAAACUGAAUCAUCUAUUCCAAAUAAAAAGAAUGACGAUAGCGAUGAACUUAGUGAAGUCGAAGAUGAUCCUAUACCAUUAAAAAAGAAAAGAUCUGGACAAACUAAAUCAUCUACUCCAAAGAAAAAGAAUGAUGGUGAUAAACUUGAAGACAAUCCUAAACCAUCAACGAAAAAAAAGCCUCGAAAAAAUAAUGACAAAUCAUCAAACAACAAUAAAGAAGAAAUAACAAUUAAAAAUUUGAAAUCCUUUAUUGUAAAAUGUGGAGUUCGUAAAAUCUGGUCCAAAGAAUUGGCAGGAUGUGAUGAUACAAAAAGUCAAAUUAAGAAAUUAAAAAAAAUUCUCGUGGAAUUAGGGGUGGAGGGACGACCAACAAACGAAAAAUGUAAGAUAGUAAAAAAUCAUCGUGAUCUAGAAGCAGAAUUGAAAUCAAUGGAUAUUGACAACAUUAUUUCUGAUGAUGUUAAAGAAUCAAGGAAAGCACGAGCGUCUAUGGGAACAUUUAAUCAUACUG